GCAUUGUAGAAGCCAAACUGAUAUAAAACAAACAAAUAUUGAAGCAAUAACGAACCACCUAUAAACGCAGUCGGUUUGAACAAACGCACACUGGGCAAACGUUACUUCUCAUUUUGUCCACCUUAGUCCACUCAAUGUAUUGAAUCAACGUAUCAGAGCUUUAUGGACCGCUGUAUAGAGCCGCUGUUUUGAUCGAUAAUAAUGGAGGUCGCAUGAUAAAUGAAGAGAUUUUUAUCCUUUAAAACAAACCUAUGGCCUGAUCGCAUCAGAAACGCUUGUGAUGACGGAUCCCACUUCGUGAGAAGAGAGAACGAUGCACACACAAACCGAACUGUCAAUCAGACGUUAGAUGACUAGAAAGUACGAGAAAACAAUACAGUACGAACGAGAAAGCCAUAUCGUCUGCAACAAACGUUUAGUGAAACGUUUUAUGCAUAUAAUGAAGUCGGUCAUCGUCAUCGUUCAAUCUCGAUAAAAAACAGCUGCUCACAGCAUCCGGAUUGUUUACACUGCUUGUACAGCCGAAAUAAUAUGUGCAAAGGGCCUGCAGCAAUCUCAACAAGCCCGAAACGUGUGUACUUCGACUGUGCCCCAAAUUAUGCCAGAACACAGGCUUGAGAAAGUCGAUGUUUAUGGUGUGUAUCAAGAAUCUGUUUUUGUGUUUGGUUGACAAAUAGCAAAAAGAAAGUUACCAGUUUGUCCGUCGCGUAUCUCCGCUAGUGCAUAACUUUCCCCGAAACGCGAGAAAGGACGGUCCAAAAAACAAACGGUGUAGUUGUUAACUCAGGACCCGCAGAAUUGAUGUGUGUGUGUGAAUCGUAAACAAAUGGUGAUCUGGUGAGGCGAAAGCGUAAGCGCGGACUCGUUUCUGGUUCGCACGAUUUAGAACAACGUAAACAUGUAUUUGCAACUGCUGUGCUAAACUGUAUGCCUGCCGAAUACCGAAGCCGUAUUGGCGCAGGCGAUUGUUUGGAUGGAACAAUAAGCUUCGCGUACUGCAACAAAGCCCUUCACCAGCUGGCGACCUACUCCAUCGAUCGGGAAAGCGGUCGCUGUACCUACCCGUCGCUUCUGCCUAUGGCUGCUGCUGCUGACGCUCCAAACCAUUGCCGUCAUACGGCCACAAUCACGACCAUCGUCAUUGAUCCUGGCAUCCGGAAAAGGGAAAGACACAGUGAAGGAAGGAAUCGUUGGAGCAGAAUUUUAGAGAGCACACCGUAGCGGGGGCUGCUGCUGGCAUCAGUAUGGAUGGGCCGAAGGAAACGGACGACGACGAGCAGGUACAUCCGCGGGUCAUCAUUCACAUCGAUAUGGAUUAUUACUACGCUCAGGUGGAGGAGGUACUGAAUCCUGCCCUCAAGGAUAAGCCAUUUGCGGUAAAGCAACGGUUUUGCGUAGUUACUUCGAACUAUAUCGCACGCCAGCAGGGCAUCCAGAAGCUGCAGCCUGUGAAGGAAGCACUUGCCAUAUGCCCCGAGCUGGUGCUUAUCAAUGGAGAAGACAUUACCAAGUACAAAGAAAUGUCGGUACGGAUAAACGAAAUCAUGCAUCGGUUUACCCCGCACGUCGAAAAGCUUGGGCUGGACGAGAACUAUCUGGAUGUGACCGAACUUAUAGCGGAGCGGCUCGAACAGCUGGAAGCUACUGGUGACCUGGCACAAGUGAACAACGUCGAGGGACUCAUCCAUCCACCGCCGGAUAGGAAUGUGUCCGAAACGGAUCGGGAUAUUUUUCGCCGAUGUUGCUCCUGCGGUUGUGAUCGAAGACUGAUUUUGGCCACCCACUUAGCGAAAGAUAUACGGGACAGCAUAUUUAAGGAGCUCGGAUUGCGAUGCUGUGCUGGCAUUGCACAUAACAAGUUGCUAGCGAAACUGGUCGGUGCGGUAAACAAGCAGAACAAGCAGACGGUGUUGCUUCCCACGCACGGAAGCUCGUUCGUGGCAUCGCUCGGUUCGGUACGCAGCCUCACCGGGAUAGGGGAGAAAACGGCACAAACGUUAGCCGACUGCUGCAACGUUAGCACCGUAACCGACCUACAGUACGUUGAGCUGGACAGGCUCACGAAACACCUUGGCUACGAACAGGCCGUACGAUUGAAGCAACUUGCCUUUGGGCGAGACGAUAGCGCCGUAAGGCAGACGGGCAAGCCGAAAUCCGUCGGGCUGGAAGAUUCCUGUCCGUCCAUCUCGGUGCGCGCGGAUGCGGAAGAAAAGUUCCGCCAUCUGCUCGUGCGGCUGGUGAAAAACAUUGCCGACGAUGGUCGAGUGCCGAUCGCUAUCAAGGUUACCGUGCGCAAGUACGAUCUGGCGAAGCGCACCACCCAUCGCGAAUCAAAGCAGGACAAGCUGCUUCCGUCCAUGUUUCGGCAUGUGAACGGGCGGCUCCUGCUGGCGGACGGCGCCCAGGAUAAGAUUCUCGCCAUCGUCAUGAAGGUGUUCGAGCGCAUGGUCGAUCUGCGCCAACCGUUCAACAUAACGCUGCUCGGGCUGUCGUUUUUCAAAUUUCAAGAGCGACGCAUCGGCAGCAAAUCCAUCGCCAACUUUCUCAUCAAAAAGUCCGACAUUGAGGUCCAGUCGAUAACGAACCUGAGCAACGAGUCUAUCACGCUCAGCGAACUCAGCUUUUGCUCGAACAAAUCGUCCCUGUCGGCGAUGGAUUGCGAACCGUGCUGUUCAUCGGAUGCGGGCUCGAUCGCGUCCCUGUCCGGGUCAGAAUCUGACGCCGAACCGUCGCCCAAAAAAUCACGCCGCAUCCUAUUUCCGACGCAUCGUCACGCCGCGGGUGCCCAGGAACAGGGACGAUACGGGAACAGUGAACCGGACGAAACCACGCUCAGCAAGCUGCGGGUAGCCGAUCUACGAUUGAAUUCCAAAGAGUACGAUCAGGACCAUCCACCGGCGAUGGACAUUUCCACCACCCCGAGUGGACCAUCCAAGCUGUCAUCGUUCUUCCGCGAGCGUGCAACCGCAACAUCCGAGCCACUCCCGUGCCGCUCAACGGCCGUGUGCAGCAAAAUGGAGGUCAGUGUUUCACCGGCACCGAACGACGUUCCUUGCAGAGAUCGCGCUGGAGCAGAGAGGGACCACACGGUGAAUAAAAGUCACAGUAAAAGUACAAAUCUGCUGCCGCCUAACGUAGACCCGGAAGUGUUCCAUGCACUGCCCGCUGACGUUCAGCAGGAGCUGCUCUGCAACUGGAGCCGGGCGAAUGGGGGUACUGUGGCCGGCGGAAGUACAGGGAUGGUGGGCGUCGUUAAAGUAAACCAAGGUCCGGGCGGUGCGAGCCCAAACAGUACUCACAACAAUUCCAAUUCCACCACUAGCAGUAGCAGUAGCAGUAAUAGUAACAGUACCCCAACAGCAAAUGCUGCCACACCGGCCGGUAAGGGUAGCUCUAAAAAUACGUUGCAUCGCUACUUCGUUAAAAACACGUAGCAUCGUCGUUAUCUCGUAUCAUCCGGUCGCGUUUUUAGCGUAUAUGUCGUGUUGCGUCAUCCGCGGUUGUCGCACACACCACGGAGUACCCAGAGGUCACGGAUGGUUUUAUCGUCUAGAUGGUGCAGUUGAUUUUUGGGCAUGAUUGCGCUCUCUAUUCCCUUGUAAACCGCACCGGAACGCUACCUUUUAGCUCCUCCGAACGUAUAUAGUGAGAAGAAUUGGUUGUUAGUUUCGUAAUUUCGUGUUUUUGUUUUGUGUGGUGUAUUUUUUAAGUAUUUGAAAGAUGUUUUGUGUUUUUUUUUUUUACUAUUGAGUUUUGUUCGUCUUUCCACACACUUUUUGUCUUCUUUUGUCCGAUCAACAGAACCACAUUUAAUUGCUAAAUGAUUCAUUAUUGCUCUAUUGCUCAACAGUGUAUUUGUACAUAUACUUACUACCUUCCUCAAUAGUGGUUUCUCUGGUUUCGCGCAUCAUUCAUCUACAUAAACCAUUCCCGCCGGAGCAGUAGGGAGAGAAACGGGAAGAGAAGAAUCAAACAGUUUAGUAGUAAAACAAAAGAGAGAGAGAGAGAGAGAGAAACAACGAUAUAAAAAUUUGUUAA
This is a messenger RNA of Anopheles stephensi (Asian malaria mosquito), 4038 nucleotides long. RefSeq names its product DNA polymerase iota (gene PolI). Bases 1245 to 3434 code for a protein of 729 amino acids. The transcript has a single exon. The record is from RefSeq and is a predicted model, not a curated record. Gene Ontology annotation, biological process: translesion synthesis. Gene Ontology annotation, molecular function: damaged DNA binding; DNA-directed DNA polymerase activity. Lineage: Eukaryota; Metazoa; Arthropoda; Insecta; Diptera; Culicidae.